AUGUAUGGCACUUUGACUUGCCAAACCGUUGUUGCUAUUAUGCUGAACUUCAUUAAAACCAAAACGAACUUUGAAAUUGCCGCAGUGGCUCUUAGACCACACGAACACAAUGUCGACUUCGCAAAAUUGCUUAUUAAAGCGGGCGAAGUGAUCAACGUGAAAAUAGUGGUUGUGCCGAUGUACUUGGGACCACUCACUGAAAUUCUUUUGUCACGUGAAAAUGACACAACUAAAGUCUUUGGGAUUUUAGAUAUUGGCGUGAAGACUACGGAUUUCUGUCUCUUCACAAAUUGCAAAAAUAACACUAACAUAAUUGCAAACAACUCCAUUGAUAUUGGUAACAACGACUUGACUGCUCCACUUGAGAAACUGAUCAAAGAUAAAGUUGGCAGUGACCACGUUAAUGUACCUGAAGACUUCAUUCUUAAAGUCAAAAAGAGUUUUUGUGGUGACGCGCAGUAUUUUCAAAGUGAUUUGAACACGAUAGAUGACUCGUAUGAGAUUAAAAUUUCAUAUGAAGAAUAUAGAGAUACAGUCGCAAAGGAAACACAGAAGUUGUGUGAGUUUAUUUCAAAUACGACAACAAAGUACUUGGGAGAUCUAAAAAUUGAGUUUUGUGAAGUUGUUGGAUCGGGGUGGAGACCAUCGCCAGUACUCAAUGAAAUUAAAAAGUGUGUACCAAUUCAAACUCACUUGAAUGGUAAUAAUUCAAGUUCAAUAGGAUGCGCAUUGUACUUAUCCUUGUUAUUAGAACCAAAGUGGAGAAAAAGUCAAAUCGAUGUCAAUCAUAAAAAACACAUGAUCGCUGGAGACCAAUUUUCUAUUGAACUUCCAGACGAAUUGAAUAAUUUCUAUGAAGUGGUUUUUACAAAAGAAUAUUAUUUAAUGAAAAAUGAAAAUGGAUGUGUUACUUUGGACGAGUUAACUAUUCAUAAUAGUAGCAAUUUAAAUGGAAAUAAUAAAUAUAAUGAAUAUAAAAUAUUCGAAGAAAACUACAGGAACAACUCGGAAAAGUUUAGUAACUUUUUGUGGGAAAAGGCUAAAAUCAAUUUGAAUAACAAGAAAAGGGUACUUGGAACGUCUUUCAACAAAUAUCAACAGGAGUUGGAAAACGUUGUGUUUGGGGAUAUUGAAGCACUUAAACAAAUAAAAAACAAUAUCGAUACUGAAUUUGAAGCCAAGAAAACUUUAAUUAAAUGA
Entamoeba invadens IP1 is the source of this 1200-nucleotide messenger RNA. RefSeq lists its product as hypothetical. Lineage: Eukaryota; Evosea; Mastigamoebida; Endamoebidae. The transcript has a single exon. The record is from RefSeq and is a predicted model, not a curated record. The coding region runs from base 1 to 1200 and encodes 399 amino acids.